Fusarium odoratissimum NRRL 54006 is the source of this 933-nucleotide messenger RNA. RefSeq lists its product as uncharacterized. The coding region runs from base 1 to 933 and encodes 310 amino acids. The transcript has a single exon. Gene Ontology annotation, molecular function: zinc ion binding. The record is from RefSeq and is a predicted model, not a curated record. Lineage: Eukaryota; Fungi; Ascomycota; Sordariomycetes; Hypocreales; Nectriaceae. Gene Ontology annotation, cellular component: cytoplasm.
AUGGCGUCAUCAAACACACCAGAAGCUCAGGAUACUAGCUACGUCGAAAUGCACGACAAAAACGAAGCCGCGCUGAUCGGCAAGCACUGCGAAUAUGACUACUGCAACCAACUCGACUUUCUCCCUUUUUUCUGUCAGUCAUGCCGAAAGACAUUUUGUCUCGAUCACCGAAGCGAAGGGGCACAUAAAUGUACAAAUCCCGGUGCGUGGGCGGAGCGAAAGCGCCAGAGAGAGCUUGCGCAGCCAAGCAUUGGACAAGGAAAGAUUCUAAGGGACAAGGUGUCCCAAAAGCCUUGCGCAUCGCCUGAAUGCAAGACCACAAUCGGCACAUCUUUGACGCCUGGUGUACACUGUCAAACGUGUAACCGAGAUUACUGCCUGAAGCAUCGUCUAAAGGAGGACCACAAUUGCAGUAAUUUAGUACCCAUCGGGGCUCGGCCUAUGCAAUUCGAUGUUGGUCAGAAGACAAAGACGGCAUUCGACAAACUGCGCGCAUGGGGUACAGCAAAGAAAGAGCAAGCUGGCAGAGCUUUGCCCAAACCAAAGCCAAGCUCUGCCUCAGCACGUAUCAUUGCUGUAAACAACCUGAAGAAGACAGCCAAGGGCGACGACAAGACACCUGUUGAGAAGAGGGUGUAUAUCUAUGUGGAAGCCGAGGCAGAAACAGCAAAAGCCAAGUUUCCUAAGGGGGAGUUCUUCUACAACAAGGAUUGGGUUGUAGGCCGAGUUCUGGAUGCUGCAGCAAGGAGCCUGCAGGUACAAAACAUCAACAACCAAAGCUCAGACGAGAAGGACAAGCUUCGCGUCUUCCACGUUGAAGGAGGCAGAAUUUUGGAGUAUAACGAAAAGGUUGGAACGGCGUUGCAGAGUGGAAAUACUGUGGUUUUGUUGCGUGGCGUUGGACCAGCUACCCCAGACCUGAUUGAGGCGUGA